Callithrix jacchus (white-tufted-ear marmoset) is the source of this 5764-nucleotide messenger RNA. The record is from RefSeq and is a predicted model, not a curated record. NCBI's taxonomy places the organism in Eukaryota, Metazoa, Chordata, Mammalia, Primates, Cebidae.
GCAAGAUUUCUUACCUAGAUGGCUAAAGAUUUUGAAUGAGAUUUGUGAAGGGACUUUUAAGUUCUUUUUUGUUUGAUUUCUGUAAGGAACCUUAUAAAAAAGCAAUUUUAUUCAUUUAAUCUUUUAGAUGGCUCUGUGUACCAAUUACAGAACGCAACCCAUUGCUUUUGUGGCAUUUUCGAACCUUUCUUUUCUAGCACCUUGCAAGUGAACAAUUUUAUCUAGGUCAAAACUUUCCCACUGUGGCCACUGUAACUCUUAAGUUAUCCUCAGCAAAGUUAACCCAUUUUUCCAAAAAUACACAUGGUCCUCAUAAUUUUUGUUCAUGAAGUUAGCCACUGUCCCAGAAGGUGGAGUCCCAGACUCCUUAGAUUUGGAGGAACUUGCUUUCAAAAGGCACCUGCCUGAGGCUUCUAACUGGAUCCACUCCAGUUAAUUAUCAGAUCUGAUUUGCUCUUGGACCCAGUCCUGUCUAAGAAUUGUUCAAACGAACUUGGAGAACUCAAAACACAAAUUCCUGAAGCUUGGAAUCUGAGAUGGAACUGAUGCCUGACCUCCAGCUGCUGCAAGAGAACAACUGGCACAGUGUACCCUGUCAGGACUCCAACCUGUCUGUGCACACAGACAACCCGGACCUCACUCCCUGCUUCCAGAACUCCCUGCUGGCCUGGGUGCCCUGCAUCUACCUAUGGGUCGCCCUGCCCUGCUACCUGCUCUACCUGCGGCAUCACAGUCGUGGCUACAUCAUCCUCUCCCACCUGUCCAGGCUCAAGACGGUCCUGGGUGUCCUGCUGUGGUGCGUCUCCUGGGCGGACCUCUUCUAUUCCUUCCAUGGCCUGGUCCAUGGCCGGGCCCCUGCCCCUGUUUUCUUUGUCACCCCGCUGGUGGUGGGCAUCACCAUGCUGCUGGCCACCCUGCUGAUCCAAUAUGAGCGGCUACAGGGAGUCCAGUCAUCAGGGGUCCUCAUUAUCUUCUGGUUCCUGUGUGUGGUCUGUGCCAUCAUUCCCUUCCGCUCCAAGAUCCUUUCAGCCAAGGCAGAGGGCGAGAUCUCAGAUCCCUUCCGCUUUACCACCUUCUACAUCUACUUUGCCCUGGUACUCUCUGCCCUCAUCUUGGCCUGCUUCAGGGAGAAACCUCCGUUUUUCUCUGCAAAGAAUGUCGACCCUAACCCUUACCCCGAGACCAGCGCUGGCUUUCUCUCCCGCCUGUUUUUCUGGUGGUUCACAAAGAUGGCCAUCCAUGGCUACUGGCAUCCCCUGGAGGAGAAGGACCUCUGGUCCCUGAAGGAGGAGGACAGAUCCCAGAUGGUGGUGCAGCAGCUGCUGGAGGCAUGGAGGAAGCAGCAGAAGCAGACGGCACGACACAAGGCUGCAGCGGCGCCAGGGGAAAAAGCCUCCAGCGAGGACGAGGUGCUGCUGGGGGCCCAGCCUAGGCCCCGACAACCCUCCUUCCUGCAGGCGCUGCUGACCACCUUCGGCUCCAGCUUGCUCAUCAGCACCUGCUUCAAGCUGAUCCAGGACCUGCUCUCCUUCAUCAACCCGCAGCUGCUCAGCGUCCUAAUCAGGUUUAUCUCCAACCCCAUGGCCCCCUCCUGGUGGGGCUUCCUGGUGGCUGGGCUGAUGUUCCUGUGCUCCAUGAUGCAGUCGCUGAUCUUACAGCAAUAUUACCACUGCAUCUUUGUGACCGGACUGAAGUUCCGUACCGGGAUUAUAGGUGUCAUCUACAGGAAGGCUCUGGUUAUCACCAAUUCAGUCAAACGUGCAUCCACCUUGGGGGAAAUUGUCAACCUCAUGUCAGUGGAUGCCCAGCGCUUCAUGGACCUUGUUCCCUUCCUCAACCUGCUGUGGUCGGCACCCCUGCAGAUCAUCCUGGCAAUGUACUUCCUCUGGCAGAACCUAGGUCCCUCUGUCCUGGCUGGAGUUGCUCUCAUGGUCUUGCUGAUUCCACUCAACGGAGCUGUGGCCGUGAAGAUGCGUGCCUUCCAGGUGGAGCAAAUGAAAUUGAAGGACUCACGCAUCAAGCUGAUGAGUGAGAUCCUGAAUGGCAUCAAGGUGCUGAAGCUGUACGCCUGGGAGCCCAGCUUCCUGCAGCAGGUGGAGGGCAUCAGACAGCAUGAGCUCCAGCUGCUGCGCAAGGCAGCCUACCUCCAUGCCAUAUCCACCUUCAUCUGGAUCUGCAGCCCAUUCCUGGUGACCCUGAUCACCCUCUGGGUGUACGUGUAUGUGGACCCAAACAAUGUGCUGGACGCCGAGAAGGCCUUCGUGUCCGUGUCCUUGUUUAAUAUCUUAAGAAUUCCCCUCAACAUGCUGCCCCAGUUAAUCAGCAACCUGACUCAGGCCAGCGUGUCUCUGAAACGAAUCCAGCACUUCCUGAGCCAAGAUGAACUUGACACCCAGUGUGUGGAAAGAAAGACCAUCUCCCCAGGCUAUGCCAUCACCAUACACAGUGGCACCUUCACCUGGGCCCAGGGCCUUCCCCCCAGCCUGCACAGCCUAGACAUCCAGGUCCCAAAAGGGGCACUGGUGGCCGUGGUGGGGGCUGUGGGGUGUGGGAAGUCCUCGCUGGUGUCCGCCCUGCUGGGAGAGAUGGAGAAGCUAGAAGGUGAAGUGCACGUGAAGGGUUCCGUGGCCUAUGUGCCCCAGCAGGCAUGGAUCCGGAACUGCACUCUUCAGGAAAACGUGCUGUUUGGCCAAGCCCUGAACCCCAAGCGCUACCAGCAAGCUCUGGAGGCCUGUGCCUUGCUAGAUGACCUGAAGAUGCUGCCUGGUGGGGACCAGACAGAGAUUGGAGAGAAGGGCAUUAACCUGUCUGGGGGCCAGCGGCAGCGGGUCAGUCUGGCUCGAGCUGUUUACAGUAAUGCGGAUAUUUUCUUGCUGGAUGACCCACUGUCUGCGGUGGACUCCCACGUGGCCAAGCACAUCUUUGACCACGUCAUCGGGCCAGAAGGUGUGCUGGCAGGCAAGACACGCGUGCUGGUGACCCACGGCAUCAGCUUCCUGCCCCAGACAGACUUCAUCAUCGUGCUCGCUGAUGGACAGGUGUCUGAGAUGGGCCCCUACCCAGCCCUGCUGCAAUGCAAUGGCUCCUUUGCCAACUUUCUCCGCAACUAUGCCCCCAAUGAGGACCAAGAACACCGGGAGGACAGCUGGACCGGUGCGGAGGAUGAGGAGGUGCUGCUGGUUGAAGACACACUCAGCAACCACACAGAUCUGACAGACAAUGACCCAGUCACCUUUGCAGUCCAGAAGCAGUUUAUGAGACAGCUGAGUGCCCUGUCCUCGGAUGGGGAGGGACAGGGUCAGCCUGCACCCCGGAGGCGCCUGGCUCCAUCAGAGAAGGUGCAGGUGACAGAGGUGAAGGCAAACAGGGCACUGACCCAGGAGGAGAAAGCAGAGACCGGCACUGUGGAGCUGAGUGUGUUCUGGGAUUAUGCCAAGGCUGUGGGGCUCUGUACCACACUGGCCAUCUGUCUCCUGUAUGCGGGUCAAAGUGCAGCUGCCAUUGGGGCCGAUGUGUGGCUCAGUGCCUGGACAAAUGAUGCCAUGACAGACAGUAGACAGAACAACACUUCCCUAAGGCUGGGUGUCUAUGCCACCUUAGGAAUUCUGCAAGGGUUCCUGGUGAUGCUGUCGGCCAUGGCCAUGGCAGUGGGUGGCAUCCAGGCUGGCCGUGUGUUGCACCAGGCACUGCUGCACAACAAGAUACGCUCGCCACAGUCCUUCUUCGACACCACACCCUCAGGCCGCAUCCUCAACCGAUUCUCCAAGGACAUCUAUAUCAUUGAUGAGGUUCUGGCCCCUGCCAUCCUCAUGCUGCUCAAUUCCUUCUUCAACGCCAUCUCCACUCUUGUGGUCAUCGUGGGCAGCACGCCGCUCUUCACGGUGGUCAUCCUGCCCCUGGCUGUGCUCUACACCUUGGUGCAGCGCUUCUAUGCAGCCACAUCACGGCAACUGAAGCGGCUGGAAUCUGUCAGCCGUUCACCUAUCUACUCCCACUUUUCGGAGACAGUGACUGGUGCCAGUGUCAUCCGGGCCUACAACCGCAGCCGGGACUUUGAGGUCAUCAAUGAUACUAAGGUGGACACCAACCAGAGAAGCUGCUACCCCUAUAUCAUCUCCAACCGGUGGCUGAGCAUCGGAGUGGAGUUUGUGGGGAACUGCGUGGUGCUCUUUGCUGCGCUCUUUGCUGUCAUUGGGAGGAGUAGCCUGAGCCCAGGGCUGGUGGGCCUCUCCGUGUCCUACUCCUUGCAGGUGACACUUGCUCUGAACUGGAUGAUACGAGUGAUGUCAGAUUUGGAGUCUAACAUUGUAGCUGUGGAGAGAGUCAAGGAGUACUGCAAGACAGAGACAGAGGCGCCCUGGGUGGUGGAGGGCAGCCGCCCUCCCAAAGGCUGGCCCCGACGUGGGGAGGUGGAAUUCCGGAAUUACUCUGUGCGCUACCGGCCGGGCCUAGACCUGGUGCUGAGAGACCUGAGUCUGCAUGUGCAUGCUGGCGAGAAGGUGGGGAUCGUGGGCCGCACCGGGGCUGGCAAGUCCUCCAUGACCCUCUGCCUGUUCCGCAUCCUGGAGGCAGCAAAGGGUAAAAUCCUCAUCGAUGGCCUCAACGUGGCGGAUAUCGGCCUCCAUGACCUGCGCUCUCAGCUGACCAUCAUUCCCCAGGACCCCAUCCUGUUCUCCGGGACCCUGCGCAUGAACCUGGACCCCUUUGGCAGCUACUCAGAGGAGGACAUUUGGCGGGCCUUGGAGCUGUCCCACCUGCACGAGUUUGUGAGCUCCCAGCUGGCAGGCCUGGACUUCCAGUGCUCUGAGGGCGGGGAGAAUCUCAGUGUGGGCCAGAGGCAGCUCGUGUGCCUGGCCCGAGCCCUGCUCCGCAAAAGCCGCAUCCUGGUUUUGGAUGAGGCCACAGCUGCCAUCGACCUAGAGACUGACGACCUCAUCCAGGCUACCAUCCGCACCCAAUUUGAUACCUGCACUGUCCUGACCAUCGCACACCGGCUUAACACUAUCAUGGACUACACCAGGACAUAUCUUGGAGCCCAGGAGGCUGAGAAUAGAAUAAAGUCAGCCCCUUCCCACGGAGGAGCACUUCUCCAGGAUGAGGAGAGCCUUUCUCCUCCCACUGCACCCUGGUGGAGCCAGCCCACUGGCCUUGUACCAGGGUCCUGGUCCUGGACAAAGGAGUUGUAGCUGAAUUUGAUGCUCCGGCCAACCUCAUUGCAGCUAGAGGCAUCUUCUACGGGAUGGCCAGAGACGCUGGACUUGCCUAAAACAGAUUCCUGGGAUUUCCCCUUGUCCUUUCCUGGUUUUCAUCAGGAAGGAAAUGACACCAAGUAUGUCCGCAGAACGGACUUGAUGGCAAACACUGGGGGCAUCUUAGAUUUUGCAUCUGUAAAGUCCCUCACAGGGUAACUAUGCUCAAUGCUUUAGGUGAGGAAGUGAGCCCCAAGAGGUGAAUGACAUGCCUAAGGUCACAGCUAGUUUGAGGCAGUUAGAUCAGUCCCCAGUCUCCCAAUUCCCAACCUAGUGUUAUUUGCACACUGCACUGUUUUCAAAUAAUGAUUUUAUGAAAUGACCUCUGUCCUCCCUCUGAUUUUUCAUAUUUUCUAAAGUUUUUUCUUGUUUUUAAUAAAAAGCUUUUUCCUACUGGAACAGAAGACUGUUGCCGGGUCAGGCCACCCCUCAGAACUAAGUCCUAUACUCUGGGGUCCUGCCUCAAGCCACUAAAAACAGAGCACUGAUGAAAUAAAACUGCAUGGUCAACAGUA